Messenger RNA from Pogonomyrmex barbatus (red harvester ant), 3389 nucleotides. RefSeq names its product neurotrimin. Gene Ontology annotation, biological process: homophilic cell-cell adhesion; synapse organization. The record is from RefSeq and is a predicted model, not a curated record. Gene Ontology annotation, cellular component: axon; neuronal cell body; plasma membrane. NCBI's taxonomy places the organism in Eukaryota, Metazoa, Arthropoda, Insecta, Hymenoptera, Formicidae. Gene Ontology annotation, molecular function: protein binding; axon guidance receptor activity.
AUUCCGUCCUCGCUCUUCAGAUACCGCGCGCCUUCUACUCGCUCGCUCAGUUUGUAUUCGGUAUCCAUCUCGAUUACCGUUCGGCGACGAGAUAGUACACACGGGGACGACGGAUAAUACGGCCGCGUGCGUGCGUGCGUUCCAUCCUCGUGCCGGACGCUUCUCGCGCGUCCCUCUCGAGAUACGAGUCUCCGUUUUCGUUCGAGUCGAGUUUUCUCAUCGAUCGCGCGAUCUCUCGCGUAGGAUCCGAGGCAGCUGCCGGCGAGGGAUCCUCUCACCUCCGCGAUUCGAUCCGAGGGGGAGAGUGGUGCGCAUUGUGCCAUUGGUUGUCAAGUGGUUUAAACAAGAAACAAAGAGGAAAAAACGAGCGGAGCUACUCGACGAGGGAAGAUGCCGUCGAUGCGAAUACUUGGCCUCCUGGUGAUUCUUCUCGCCGUGCAAGGCUUGUGUAAACCGAGUAAGAGUGCAGAAGAUCCGGAAUACGAGGAUGACACUCCCAUCGACGAAGAGGAUGAGGAUGACGAGGAUGAUGAAUCUGACAGUACCGCCGAAGCGCCUCCGCAAAUCUUAUCGCAUGGACUAAGUAUUCGCGAACAAGCCGGAAAUACCGUUAAACUGCCUUGUCAAGUAAUUCAUACAGAGAAUUACGCAGUCGCAUGGAUGAAAGAUGAUAAAUACUUAUACGUCGAGGGCGAACCACACAUAGAAGACUUUAAGAGGAUCGUCCGAUUGCCGAAUAACACUUUGGUGAUCAAAAAUGCGUCGGUCGAAGACUCCUCUAACGAUUAUAAAUGUAGUAUCCUACGGAAUCCCGAUCCCAUAGUUUUGACUCAUCGUCUGCUGAUCGAUCCUAAGAGAACGCACCAACAACCUAUAGCCUCGUCGACAUCAUCACCGCCGCAACACUCGCACAAAGGAAUCUUACGCGUAAUCCCUUCAAGAAGGGUCGAGGUGAAUGAGAGCUAUAGCGUCAUGCUCGGUUGUGAGACCGACAUACAGCCAACACCCGAAAUCAAGUGGUUUAUCGAGAACAAAAAGGUGAACAAUUACGAUCCCAAUAUAAUUCUGGAAGAUAAAUAUAUUACGAUAAAAAAUGUAAACGAAUCUCAUAGUGGAGUGUAUCAAUGCCUCGCUGAAGAUGGUUCGAAGAUGCCAGCAGUGGAGGCGAUUACCGUCGUUGUGCGCUAUAAACCCAAGAUAGAGGUGGAGAAAAACAUAAUUAAUAGCGGCGAAGGUAUGGAAUCAGAAAUAACAUGCAUCGUGAAUGCCUAUCCCGAAGCAACAGUACAAUGGUACAAAGAUGAAAAGAAACUUGUACAUAAAAAGGGAUCGAUAAUGAUACGUCACGGGGUCACAAAAGGUAACAAGACCAAGCACCAAGUGAAAAUCUUACAAACCUCGAGACAUGAUUUCGGCGAAUAUAGAUGCCAGGCGCAGAAUAUCCUUGGUCUCGACUCCAAAUCUAUCAUUUUAACAGGAGCGCCCUCAAAAGCGAUGAUAUCUGGCACCGAGGUGACCAGUGACGACAUGGGAAUUAUCCUAAAGUGGCAUCUGGAGAGUUAUUCGCCCAUCAACGAAUAUAAGUUACAAUAUCGCCGUAUAGGUGACGAAAAAUGGAAUGUCAUUGAACCCGAAGUUAAAGAUGGCAAAGGAAAUCAAUUUGUCGUAGAACAUCCGAUGCGAGAACUUCAGCCUGGAUCUUACGAGGCAAUCCUAACGGCUAGAAACACAUUCGGAUGGUCUCCAAUGUCAGAAAAGCUUUCAUUUACUGGGGAAUAUCCACCUGAUUUGGCGCUAAAAGAAAGAAAUUCGGCAACUGUUCGAUCUUCCGGAACUCUUCUAGCAUUGAUCCUAGUCGUUUUAUCUUGUGCCUUCACAAGUCUGUAAUUCUUUACUUAAAUCUAAAUACGUAGGUAAUUUGCUGCAGCCAAAGCAACACCAGCAAACGCCAUGGUGGAUCUAUUAGUGUAGGGACACUUAGGGGAGGCACAACGCACACAUAUAGUUUCAAUACAAAUUUUAUCAGGAUGUAUUUUACUUACAUAUUAUGUAUGUAAUAAAUUUCUUUCAAACACACGGGCAUUAUUGAGACAUAUUAACAUGUUAUGUAGAUAUAUAACAUGUACGUGUUGUAUAGUCGAAAUUUCGUGAUUGGCAUACAACUCGCCUAGGUGUUCCAUUAAGACGCGUUGUAAAGAAAAAAAUGAGCAUUUUAAUUUUACUCCGUAAAAUCACGAAUAAUUGUUAAGGGAUAUUGUACUUUAAAAUAUACAUAUAAUUUAUAUAUAUAUAUAUCUUUAUCCAUUUAUACACACAUAUAUAUGUACGGUACAUAUAUACGUGUGUAUAUAUACACGUAACAUAGUAUUCACUAUACAUGCGUAAGCUCACAGAGACACACAAUCAUAUUAUUAUAAUUUAUUUUUAUAUGCUUAAGAUUAUUAGAAAGAUAUUCAAAGAUAUGUCGCUUGGUGCCAUGUACACGGAUCUAUUACUUCCAAAAAACCAUGUACAGAAUUUGAAAGAUCUGUUGUCCACAAUGCAUAUGUGGAGAGAGCAUGUACCUAAAAUAAUGUAGUAGAAAAAAGGUAAAUGUUAUUAUAAAAACGUACGCUAUACUUUGUACGAUAAUGUAACGUGUAUAACCGAGUCGACAACAGGCGUAAAGUUGGGAGCAUUUAUACUGCAAUUAUCGUACAAGAAUUAUUCAUUAGCAUUACGUCCACGGUCCCGUAUGUUUGCUCCCAACGAAAGUGAAUCUGUUUUUUUAUUUACUCCUACGUUUUUCGAAUAUAAUGUGAUGCGCGAGUAACGAAUGUAAUGGAAUGAGUAUGCGAGAGAGUGAUAUUCUAUAGUGUUUUUCAUAAUAGUUUGCUAGCUUUUAGUGCCGAUAUGUUGUUAUUGAUUUAUAAUUAAUGUUAUACACACAGUACUAUAAGUAAUCAUAAUUGUACAAGAAACUGCCCAUUUUAACGGUGUGCUGGUCAUAAAUAUGAGUUACACAUGAAAUAGCCAUAUAUCUCUUCUAAAAUAUUUAGAACAUUUUUUUUAUAUAAUGUAUCUAAUUUAAUGUUUUUAAAAGCAAAACAUCUUAUAUAUAUUUUUUAAAUAAUCAUAAAUAUGAAUUAUGUAGACCUAUGUAUUAUUAUGUGAUUAUUAUAGAAAUCGGAUCAUUUUGUUGUAUUGUCUAGAAUAGUAUUUCUCUUCUAAGAUGACAAAGUAAAAUUUUCUUCACGUUUAUAAAAAUUAUACAUGCUUAUUAAUAACAAUAUCAAAGAAUGAUUUUAUAGUGUACUUACUUUAUUAUAUCGAGUUAUACUUUUUGAUUUUUGUAUCCAUGAUUUUACAAGAUAGAAUUUAUUUUUAGGAGUGAAAAUGGCUAUGGGAAA